CCUGGGCACGGCAUGGACGAGGCGGUGGUGAAGCAGGGCUUGCUGCACCUGCAGCUGCAGCAGACCUUUGGCAAGAAAUGGAGGAAGUUCUGGGGCGUCCUGUACCGGGAGAGCCCGUGCUCCACGGCACGCCUGGAGCUCUUCGAGGGCGCGGCGCCGCCGCCGGCCGACAAGCUGCGGCGCGGCGAGGCCGCCAGGAAGCUGGUCAAGCUCAGCGAUUGCGUGCAUGUGGCCGAGGCGCCCGGCGACACGGGCGGCCCCAAGGACACCGUCCCCUUCCUGCUGGAGACCACCGAGAAGUGCUACCUGCUCGCGGCCGAGAUGGCCGAGGCUGCCGAGUGGAUCGGGAGGCUCUGUGAACUCGCCUUCCCCGUGAGCCGGGAGCAGGCRGCCACGGGGAAGGAUGCCCAAAAGGCCGCGCAUCCGGGAGAGGCGGACAGCGAGUUUUCCAUGGAGGAGAACAUCCUGUACAGCUCCGCCGGCAAAGGCGCCGUGCCCAAGGAGUUCGAGGUGGCCGUGAGGGCCACCGCGUCCUCGGAGCGCUGCCGCCUGCGGGGCCGCUUCGUGCUGYGCGCCGCGGCCGAGGCGCUGGAGCUGCGCGAGCCGCGCUCGCCRCAGCCGCUCUACCGCUGGCCCUACCGCUUCCUGCGGCGCUUCGGCCGCGACAAGGCGACUUUCUCCUUCGAGGCCGGGCGCCGGUGCRCGUCGGGCGAGGGCAGCUUCGAGUUCGAGACGCGGCAGGGCGACGAGAUCUUCCAGGCGCUCGAGGCGGCCAUCGAGGCGCAACGGGAGCCGGGCGUCGCCACCGAGGCCCCCAAGGCUCCCUCGCUGGAGGCCAAGGCGAAGGCGCCCGGUGGUGACGUCCCCUACGCGGAGCCGCGCCGCUCCUGCCGCCCGGGAAAGGGCAGCGCGGCGGCGCCGGCCGGCGACGCCGACUACGCGGUGCCCUUYGACGCCAUCGCCAAGUCGCUGGCGGGCAGCGAGUUCGGCGCCUUGCUGGGCGGCACCGCGGUGCCCGCGGCGGGCGCCGGCAAAGCCGAGCACAUCUACGACGAGCCCGAGGCGCUGGGCGGCCACGGCGCGUACGUGUACGACGAGCCCGAGCGGGUCCGGGGGGAGGCCUGGCGCCUCCGCGCGGUCCGCAUCCCAGCACGGAUGGCGCUGACACCGCCCGUCUCCCUGAAGGUCACACUGCUCCACGCGCRGGUGGGGCAGGAGCCGGUGCUGCGGGUUAUCCGCUGA
Nothoprocta perdicaria is the source of this 1242-nucleotide messenger RNA. It is a transcript of the gene DOK2, whose product is annotated as docking protein 2. The coding region runs from base 13 to 1242 and encodes 409 amino acids. The transcript has 7 exons. Gene Ontology annotation, biological process: cell surface receptor protein tyrosine kinase signaling pathway; positive regulation of MAPK cascade. Lineage: Eukaryota; Metazoa; Chordata; Aves; Tinamiformes; Tinamidae. The record is from RefSeq and is a predicted model, not a curated record. Gene Ontology annotation, cellular component: cytoplasm.